AUGUCUCGUGAUUUAUCUUUCAUUUUUCUUUUUACUACCUUUUAUUCUUUCUUUCUUUCUUUCUUUCUUUCUUUCCCUUUUGCAGCCUUCUCUUCUUCCUUUCUUUCCUUCUUUUUUCUGUCUUUUAUUCUUUCUUCCAUUCCUUUUGCUCUCAUGUCUUCUUUCUUCCUUUCCGAUUUCCUUUCUUUCUUUCUUUCUUUCUUUUCUUUUCUUUUCUUUUCUUUUUGGUGUCCUUCCCUCUUUCUUUCUUUCAUUUUAGUGUCUUUUCUUUCUUUCUCUCUUUCUUUCUUUUUUGCUUUCCUUUCUUUCUUUCCUUUUUGCUGUCUUUCCAUUUUGUUGUUUUUCCUCUUUCUUUCUUUCCGUUUUGCUGUUCUUUCUUUCUUUCUUUCUUUCUUUCUUUCUUUCUUUCUUUCUUUCCUUUUGGUGUUUUUCCCUCUUUCUUUCUUUUCAUUAGGUGGCUUUUCUUCUUUCUUUCUUUCUUUCUUUCUUUCUUUCUUUCUUUCCUAUUUGCUCCUCUUCCUCUCGCUACGACGAGGUGACUGGCGCCAACCGAAUGUAUCACCUCACAAGAUAAAGACAGAUCGGGUUAGUGUACCCGAGACCUUUUCUACAUUUUCGUUCUUUACUUCGUCAAGUUAUUUUUUUAAUGAUUUUUUUUCUCUUUCAAUCUCUAUUCUCUUUCUUUUUUAUUAUCUUUUCUUUCCCUCUUUAUUUUAUUAUUUUUUUUGA
Molecule: messenger RNA, 729 nt
Organism: Acanthosepion pharaonis
Lineage: Eukaryota; Metazoa; Mollusca; Cephalopoda; Sepiida; Sepiidae
Source: the annotation of a GenBank genome assembly